Tripterygium wilfordii is the source of this 1525-nucleotide messenger RNA. RefSeq names its product CLAVATA3/ESR (CLE)-related protein 25-like. Lineage: Eukaryota; Viridiplantae; Streptophyta; Magnoliopsida; Celastrales; Celastraceae. The record is from RefSeq and is a predicted model, not a curated record. The transcript is spliced from 2 exons. The coding region runs from base 1112 to 1459 and encodes 115 amino acids.
UGCAUAUUCAUGGAAUGUGAUAGUGACCAUCUUGUUUGUAUAUGUUGGUUUUUUGUCUUUUAAACUUGCCUCACUUGUUUUUGUAGUUCAAAUUCAGUUUAGCAGUAUAGUUGUAGAACAUUUCAGUGUGAAUAUUCUUAUUCCACUAAAACACUUUCCAAUUCUUCAAGAUUCAUUGCUUGAGAAUGAGAUAUUCAAAGGUUCAGAAGACUAUCUUUUAGUAAAGAACAGGAAUAGCAUAUUCAAAGACAGCUUCCAUGCUUUAGUACUUGUGCUACAAGCAAAGUUUAACUUAUUUGUUUUUUAGUUCCCGGUUUAAAUUUACGUCUUUGUAUCUCCUUUUCUUUUAUUGGGUGGAUCCCUUCAGUCCUAUUUUAGACAUUCCUACUUGGAAAACUUUGAUCUGGGACUGGUGAAAGCCCCUAAAGCAGAUUAUGCGGUCUACUUCUGUGACUGUCUAUUCAAGGCUCAACCUUUAAAUUUUCUUCAGCUUAUAGAGAUAGGUCUAAAGCUAUUUUCUCAAGCAAUGAAGAUCAUUUCCUAGGAACAAUAAUUCUCCUAGGUUUAUCUUUUUGGCAAUAAUGCUUACUUCCUCCAUACGGUUUGAGGUAGGGGGCACAAGGCCCUAUGACUUUUGAAAACUGAGUAAGCAUUUUAGAGUUCUGAUUUCCUUUGGCGGGUUUGUAGUGAGGAGGUCCCCUUGGUAGCUGCACAAAUCAAAGCAAAGGAAGAGAGCCUAGAAUGGACCCAUAUAAGAUAUACUAAAGCAACAAGGGUAAUAAACUUUUCUGUCUUAUUGCUUAUGCUCUCAGUCCUCGCUCGCUCUCUCUCUCUCACAUAACAUUCCAAUCUUUCAACUUCAAAUAGGACAAACCAAUCCCCUUAAAUAGGACCAUCCAUUCCUUACCCGCCAAGCUUAUUUUUACCAAAAAUACUUUGUUCUGCCCUGCUCUCUCACCCCUUUUCUUUGUUCCUGCUGGUAUACUCGUCAUCUUAUGCACGUUUCUUCUCUUCACAUUAACAUGGCUAUUGUGACUUCUUUCAUAGACACCAUCAGUGGCUUGCAAUUCUCCUUUAGCUUAAAGUUGUAGGAGAAGACAGAGGGAGUAAAAUGGGAAGAGGCAGCAGGGUUCCGAGGGCUCUAUUUGGAGCUUUUGUAUUUGUGGGAGUUAUUUGGUUACUUUGUGUUGGAAUAAUGACAGACAAUGCUAGUGUAGCAGUGAUGACGAUGACACCACCACCACCUCCUGGUGAUUUUGAGCAUCUGAAUUUGAUUGGAAGGGAGAGUAAUCCUGGUCGUCGUCGUCGUCACCGUAAUGUUGGUUUCCAUUUCGUGAGCAAGAGAAGAGUACCUAACGGUCCUGAUCCUAUCCACAACAGGUACCCAAGUUUAGAUUUCUUUGUACAUCCAGUGGUUAUAUUGAAUUCAGAUUGUAUGUUAUGCCAUGUAUUUCCUUGAACACAAUGAUUUGAAAUGAUGAUUGAAUGAUCUACUCUUUUAUAAAAUAUAAUAUCUGUAUGUAUA